CACACACACACAUAAAUAUAAAUAAUAGACAAUUUUAGAGAGAGAUAAAGCUCUUGGAGAAGGAGAGUUAACUAAAGUUUCUAGAGAGAGAAAGCUCGUCUAAGCUCUCUCUCUCUCUAUCCCUUUCUUCCCCCUUUGUUCGUCCGGUUCUGUGGUUUGCUCGUUCUGAUUUGGUCCUCAAGAUCUAGUUAAAUUAACGGUGAUAUUUGUGGGUUUGGAAUAGAAGACGGGGCGGUCAAGAUGUCGUCGCUUAGUAGAGAGCUCGUUUUCCUGAUCUUACAGUUUCUAGACGAGGAAAAGUUCAAAGAGACUGUUCACAAGCUAGAACAGGAAUCUGGGUUUUUUUUUAAUAUGAAGUAUUUUGAGGAUGAGGUUCACAAUGGUAAUUGGGAUGAGGUUGAGAAGUACCUUUCUGGGUUCACAAAAGUAGACGACAAUCGGUAUUCCAUGAAAAUCUUUUUCGAGAUAAGGAAGCAGAAGUAUCUCGAGGCUCUGGAUAAGCAUGAUCGGUCCAAGGCUGUGGAUAUAUUGGUGAAAGAUUUGAAGGUUUUUGCCACAUUUAACGAGGAACUCUUUAAGGAAAUCACUCAGCUCUUGACAUUAGAUAAUUUUAGAGAGAAUGAACAACUAUCAAAGUAUGGAGACACGAAGUCUGCCAGGGCAAUCAUGUUGGUUGAGCUCAAGAAGCUGAUCGAAGCAAAUCCUUUAUUCCGUGACAAACUGCAGUUCCCCCAACUCAAGAAUUCUAGGCUGAGGACCCUUAUUAAUCAAAGCUUAAAUUGGCAGCACCAACUUUGUAAGAACCCAAGACCUAAUCCAGAUAUAAAAACUCUUUUUGUGGAUCACUCAUGUGGACAACCAAACGGGGCGCGUGCUCCAUCGCCUGCAAAUAAUCCUUUGCUUGGAGCAUUACCAAAAGCUGGAGGCUUUCCGCCUUUGGGUGCACAUGGGCCUUUUCAACCUGCACCAGCUCCAGUUCCAACACCUCUCGCAGGUUGGAUGUCCAAUCCUUCCACCGUUGCUCAUCCUGCUGUUUCUGGAGGAGGGGCUAUUGGUCUAGGUGGUCCGUCAAUUCCAGCUGCAUUGAAGCAUCCAAGGACUCCUCCUACUAAUCCUUCUGUCGACUAUCCAUCAGGGGAUUCUGAUCAUGUUUCUAAAAGAACAAGGCCUAUGGGAAUUACUGAUGAGGUAAAUCUGCCCGUAAACAUGCUGCCAGUAUCAUUUCCGGGACAUGCUCACAGUCAGGCUUUUAUUAAUGCGCCUGAUGAUUUGCCAAAAACUGUCACACGGACUUUAAAUCAGGGUUCAUCACCUAUGAGCAUGGAUUUUCAUCCUGCUCAGCAGACUCUACUUCUUGUUGGUACCAACGUGGGGGACAUAGGGUUGUGGGAAGUUGGAUCAAGGGAGAGGUUGGUUCUGAAGAACUUUAAAGUCUGGGAUCUUAGUACCUGUUCAAUGCCUUUGCAGGCUGCCUUAGUUAAGGAACCUGGUGUUUCUGUCAACCGUGUUAUUUGGAGCCCUGAUGGUUCGUUAUUUGGUGUUGCAUAUUCUAGGCACAUUGUUCAAAUAUAUUCUUAUCACGGGAAUGACGACGUAAGACACCAUCUGGAGAUUGAAGCUCAUGUUGGUGGAGUGAAUGAUUUGGCAUUCUCCCACCCGAAUAAACAACUUUGUGUUAUUACUUGUGGUGAUGACAAGACUAUCAAGGUUUGGGAUGCUGCUACCGGUGCAAAACAGUACACCUUUGAAGGUCACGAGGCUCCUGUUUAUUCUGUCUGCCCCCACUAUAAGGAAAAUAUUCAGUUUAUCUUUUCAACAGCCCUAGAUGGAAAGAUCAAAGCAUGGUUGUAUGACAAUCUGGGAUCUCGAGUUGACUAUGAUGCUCCUGGCCGCUGGUGCACGACCAUGGCAUACAGUGCAGACGGUACAAGACUUUUUUCAUGUGGGACGAGUAAAGAUGGGGAGUCAUUUAUUGUUGAAUGGAAUGAAAGUGAAGGGGCUGUCAAGAGGACUUAUCAAGGAUUCCGCAAGCGUUCUUUGGGUGUUGUGCAAUUUGAUACAACUAAAAAUCGGUUUUUGGCUGCUGGUGAUGAUUUCUCUAUUAAGUUCUGGGAUAUGGACAAUGUUCAACUUUUGACAACUGUUGAUGCUGAUGGAGGACUUCCUGCGAGCCCCCGCAUCCGAUUUAACAAGGAUGGAACUCUCUUGGCUGUUUCUGCUAAUGACAAUGGGAUCAAGAUUUUGGCAAAUACAGAUGGAAUUAGGUUGUUGCGCACUUUCGACAAUCUUUCUUAUGAUGCAUCAAGGACAUCUGAGACUGUGACAAAGCCUACAGUAGGCGCAAUUUCAGCUGCUGCUGCCGCGGCAUCUGCUGCUACCAGUGCUGGACUUUCCGAGAGAGCUUCAUCUGUGGUUACAAUUGCUGGAAUGAACGGCGAUGCCCGAAACUUGGGAGAUGUGAAACCUCGAAUAGCUGAAGAAUCUAAUGACAAAUCAAAAAUCUGGAAGCUCACUGAAAUCAGUGAACCAUCUCAGUGUCGGUCCUUGAGGCUCCAGGAAAACCUGAGAGUGACCAAGAUAUCGAGGUUAAUCUAUACAAAUUCCGGGAAUGCUAUUUUAGCAUUGGCAUCAAAUGCUAUUCAUUUGCUAUGGAAAUGGCAGCGUAGUGACCGUAAUUCUACCGGCAGAGCGACAGCCAGUGUAUCACCUCAAUUGUGGCAACCAACAAGUGGCAUUCUAAUGACUAAUGAUGUUGCUGAUACUAAUCCUGAAGAGACUGUGCCUUGCUUUGCUUUGUCCAAAAAUGAUUCUUAUGUAAUGUCAGCAUCUGGAGGAAAGAUCUCCCUUUUCAAUAUGAUGACGUUUAAGACAAUGACAACUUUCAUGCCACCACCACCUGCGGCAACGUUUCUUGCCUUUCAUCCUCAAGAUAACAAUAUUAUUGCUAUUGGAAUGGAUGAUUCUACAAUUCAGAUAUACAAUGUGCGCGUAGAUGAGGUAAAGAGCAAGCUGAAAGGCCACUCUAAACGGAUUACUGGCCUAGCUUUCUCUCAUGUACUGAAUGUGCUAGUUUCAUCUGGAGCAGAUGCUCAGAUUUGUGUGUGGAGCUCUGAUGGUUGGGAAAAGCAGAGGAACAGAUUCUUGCAGAUUCCAUCAGGAAGGACGCCAUCAUCUCAGUCAGACACGCGUGUACAGUUUCAUCAGGACCAGAUACACUUCCUCGUUGUGCACGAGACUCAGCUUGCUAUAUAUGAAGCGACAAAGCUAGAAUGCGUAAAGCAGUGGAUCCCACGUGAAUCUGCGGCAUCAAUCUCUCAUGCUACAUUCUCGUGCGACAGCCAGCUCGUAUACGCCAGCUUUUUAGAUGCCACUGUCUGUGUAUUUGGUGCUGCCAAUCUCAGACUACGAUGUCGUAUCACUCCUUCUGCAUAUCUUCCUGCUAAUAUCAGUUCUAGUGUACAGCCAUUGGUGAUUGCCGCCCAUCCACAAGAAGCAAAUCAGUUUGCGUUGGGACUAUCAGAUGGUGGGGUUCAUGUCUUUGAGCCUCUUGAAUCUGAGGGCAAAUGGGGUGUGCCUCCACCGGCUGAAAACGGGUCAACAAGCAGUGUGCCAGCUACUCCGGUUGGAGGCGCAGCUUCCGAGCAAGCUCAAAGAUGAUCAAAUGCCUGCAAGACUUACAAGCUCUUUUACAUGCUUGGCUUGCGGGCUCAUUCCGUAUUUAGUUCGUGGUUCAUGAUAUGUAAUUUUCUUGCUGAAGUUCAUGAUAUGUAAUUUACUCAAGGAACGAUGUGCAAAGAUCUAGAUUAAACAAUUUGGGUCCAAAUUCGUGUAAGGUAAACGUUUGUAGGGAGUACGUUACGAUUUUUUUUUUUUUUUUCUUUAACCUUGUUUGAAUAUCACUGCUGUUUUACAUUUCAGAUUACUUAGACAUUUCGUGUUCUUUUGUCAUUUUUGUUCGACAAAUCCAUAUGUGGAGGAAGCUCUCCGUUUCUCCUA
Molecule: messenger RNA, 3996 nt
Organism: Morus notabilis
Lineage: Eukaryota; Viridiplantae; Streptophyta; Magnoliopsida; Rosales; Moraceae
Product: protein TOPLESS
Exons: 27
Coding region: 241-3657 (1138 amino acids)
Biological process (GO): regulation of DNA-templated transcription
Molecular function (GO): protein binding
Source: RefSeq, a predicted model, not a curated record